Molecule: messenger RNA, 1564 nt
Organism: Cannabis sativa
Lineage: Eukaryota; Viridiplantae; Streptophyta; Magnoliopsida; Rosales; Cannabaceae
Product: protein FANTASTIC FOUR 1
Exons: 1
Coding region: 375-1349 (324 amino acids)
Source: RefSeq, a predicted model, not a curated record
AAGUGGGCAUAAAAAAUUUCUCCUAUUCUUUUAGAAAAAAAAAACAAUAAAUAAAUAAUUCUCUAUUUCUCUCUCCUUCCAAUAUUUUACUAUAAAUUCACAACCCUUCCUCCCUUCUCUUCAUUCACACUUCAUUGAACGAGUUUUUCUUAAUUCACUCUUAUUUUUUCGCCUAAACUCGUUAUCCAUCUUAAAUUCACUAUAACCAAAACUUGGAGUUUUCGUUACAAACCUUUGUCCUUAACCCCAUUUGUAUUAAACUUAUUAUUAUCUCAAAAAGCUCCAAAAACUUUGAUAUCGUUUUCUCAAUCCAAUUCCAAAACUACCGGGAUUACUCCCCUGUUUUUCCUCUGUUCUAAAUUGUGGCAAGCAAAAUGUCCACGAGUAUUUGUCAAGGGCUACAAUCAUGCCUGGAGCCAGCUUCGGCCGAACCCAAAGUUUUGAGGCUAAAACUGGCCCUGCCAAAGCCCAUCCUAGCCCCAUCAUCACCACCCAAACCCAACAAUUCUGAAAGUACUUACCAUAAACAAACAGAUGGAAACGACAACAAAAACGUUGGCGCUAGUGGGUGGAACUUUCUCCAAGCUCUUUCAAAUAAUAAUACCAAAAACGACACUAAAACAGAUGAAAAGGUGUAUGUUCAUCCAAUGGUUAAGCGCUCCUCUGCGAUGCUCAAUGCCAAGAGCUUGCAAAUGUGCACGGAAGGCUUGGGGAGCGAGACUGGUAGCGACUCGGGCGACAGCAGUGGAGACGAAAUGUCUUCGUCCCCAUUGUCGUCUGCAAAGACAAAGAAAUCUGGUGCUACACAGGCUGCGAAGAGGUAUUGUAAUCGAAGCUGUAGUAGUAGUUUCCCACCGCCAUUGACCUCUGUGAGUGGCUCUUCUGGUCUUCAGGUUAGACCUCACAGAGAAGAUGGACGCCUUGUUUUGAGAGCCGUCAUUGUACCUUCUGUUCGGAGUUUUUUCCAUGCUGAGCGAACUGACGGAAGGCUCACACUCCGAUUGAUGAGUAGUUCUGAGCCCGUGGAGGAGGAGAAGGAAGAAGAUGAAGAAGAAGAAGAAGAAGGAGAAGAAGAAGAGGGAGAAGAAGAAGGAGAAAAAGGUAUUGAUGAGCUUGAAAUUGAGACUGAAAUUGAAGAAGAAGAAGAAAAGAACAUUGAUGAAGAUAGUAAAACAGCUGAUGAUGAUGAUGAUGAGUGUUUUUGGAGUGGAGAGAUGGAUGAUCAUGAUAAUUGUGAUGAUGAAAUGGUUAAUGAGAAGCUUUGCAGACCAAUUAGUAGUAGGUGCAAAGAAGAUGGUCGUGGGAAGAGAGUUUUGAUGAAUUGGGAGCCAUUUUUGGUGGCUUCUUGAACAACUUCUCCCAUUAUUAAUUAUUAAUCUUCUAUAACAAAAUUUACUAUUAAUUAUUAUUACCUAGCUUAUAUUAUGAAUAGGAUUAUUAGUGGUAUUAAUUAGAAGUUAGAUUAUGAUGAUAAUAUUAUAAUUAAUAAUUACUAAUCUAGCUUUGGUUUGUGCUACUGUGUUAUCUUUUUCUUAAUAUAUAUUAGGUCAUUAUAAUUUGAAAA